CAAUUGAUCUACAACUAUCCUGAACAGCUUUUUUCCGAUGCUGGGGUUAUGGCUAUUGAACAUGCAGAUUUUGAAGGAGUUGAAAGACUUGCUCUUGUCACAGGUAAACAUACAUCUGAAGGAGAAACGUUUGGAAUUUCGUGUUGCCUAUGCCUUUUUUUCACAAGUACUUUGGGUAGACAGUGCUAAGGGCUCUGGGUAUUUAUUGAAUGACAUAUGUAUGGGAGAAAGCUGGCUAGUUAGGAGAUCAGGAGGAGUGUAUUGAGUAAUAGAACAAUGAUGAGAUUGAGGGGGUUAGGUGAAGAGGAAAGUGAGGGCAAGUGGAUCAUAUUGGUAAACAAGGGUAAAAGGUUAGGUGACAGUGUAGGGUUUGAAGAAGUAGGUGUUGUGGUUAGGUUUGGUGGAGAGCAUGCAUGAAAACUUACUCUUUGUCACCUUUUUAUUUUUUAAGUAAAUAUUUGCUGGAGGUCACAAGAUUAAUGGGCUCUCACUCCUUAAACGUUUUAAACAUUGGGAUCUGUUGUAAUCAUUUUAUAAAAAUGUAUGCUUCCUAGGUUAACUAUUUUUAUGAAAUCUUUAUGAAUGCAAAUUUAAAAAAAACAGAUAGGAGAGUGGUGAAAGUAGGAGUUAUUGAGGUUAAAAAGUAGGAGUUAUUGAGUUUGAAAAGUAUUUAAAUUGUAAAGAGAUCAACAGAAUGAAAUGUGGCCCAUUACUGUUCGUCUAUCAACAUCUUUGAAGACCAUUUUAAUGCCAAUGAUAUUUUGAUCAUAACAGGUGGUGAAAUUGUGUCAACCUUUGACUGUCCAGAGAAAGUCAAACUUGGAACUUGUGAUCUUAUUGAAGAAAUUAUGAUUGGAGAAGACAAGCUUUUAAAGUUCUCAGGUAUGCAUAACAUCAAAGAUUGUAUGUUUUUUACAAUACUUUGUUCAUAAAAUUAUUGGAUUCUUGUGUAGUUUUGUAUUUCAAGAUUUUAUCCUUGUUUUAAGUACAUUAUAUUGUUAUCUUUCAAAAACUUUUUUGUAUUUCAGGUGUGGCAUUAGGAGAAGCAUGUACUAUUGUGUUGCGUGGUGCCACCCAGCAAAUCCUUGAUGAAGCCGAAAGAUCUCUUCAUGAUGCUCUGUGUGUUCUGUCUCAGACUGUGAAAGAAACACGUACAGUAUUUGGAGGCGGUGAGUCAUCUUACUUUAACCAAAUUAUAUAAUGUUUCUUGUCAUCUUAAAAGUCAACUUUUCCUAAAUUUGAAGCUAAAUUAAAAUAUAUUGUUAUGGAAAUAAAGUUGCAAUUGAUUGAUUGAAUGCUAUUUUAGUAGUGUAAGAUUUUAUUAUAAAUAAAAAAUUAUAUAUACUUUUUUUCUGUAAGGCAAAAUUAGUUGUCUAUAUUGUUUAGUUUUAAUAAAGACCUAGACUUGGAUAGUUCAUUUAUUUUAGAGAAGCUUUAAACUAAAAACAUGACCAUUCAUCAUCAUUAUUGUUAUGGAUAGACUUAUAAUUAAAUAAUUUUAACAUACAUAGGUUGUUUUGAGAUGCUUAUGGCUGAUGCUGUGAACAAAUUAGCUGCUAAGACACCAUGAUAAAGCCCUCAGACAAGUGAGUUGCGUCAUUUCAGUCUGUGGUUAGUGCAAAUUUAUAAGUAGUUUUAUUUUUUUAAAAGUUUUAAAGCUUGUUUUUGCAGAUAAACUAAAACUGUGUUUCAUUUUCAGCUUCCAACUAUUAUUGCUGAUAAUGGUGGUUAUGAUAGUGCUGACCUGAUUGCUCAGAUGAGAGCUGCACACACCAAUGGCAAACACACCAUUGGGCUAGGUAUG
Lymnaea stagnalis (great pond snail) is the source of this 1804-nucleotide messenger RNA. NCBI's taxonomy places the organism in Eukaryota, Metazoa, Mollusca, Gastropoda, Lymnaeidae. The record is from the annotation of a GenBank genome assembly.